Messenger RNA from Tachyglossus aculeatus (Australian echidna), 1200 nucleotides. RefSeq names its product selenoprotein Pb-like. NCBI's taxonomy places the organism in Eukaryota, Metazoa, Chordata, Mammalia, Monotremata, Tachyglossidae. The transcript has 4 exons. Gene Ontology annotation, molecular function: selenium binding. Gene Ontology annotation, biological process: selenium compound metabolic process. The record is from RefSeq and is a predicted model, not a curated record. Gene Ontology annotation, cellular component: extracellular region.
CCUGCCCGUCAUCCCCUUCAUUCCCCAGGUGGAAAAGGAUGGCGGGGUCGGGCCUCCUCGGCCCGGCCCUGACGCUGGCCACCUUGUUGGCCCCGGCGGGGGCCCUGCCGGAUUUGGAGAACGGGACGCGGAUUUGCCAGCCGGCCCCGCGCUGGACGGUGAACGGGGUCGCCCCCAUGGAGGGCACCCAGGGCCGGGUCACCGUGGUGGCCCUCCUGAAGGCCAGCUGACACUUCUGCCUCAAGCAAGCUGCCAGCCUCGGUGGGUUGCGGGACCGCCUGGCCGGCCGCGGGGCAGGGAAUAGCAGCUUCCUCAUCGUCAACGAAAGGGAUCCCACCGCCCAGCUGCUGCACGCGGAGCUGGAGCGUCAUGCCCCCCCCGGGGUGCCCGUCUAUGCCCAGGAUGGUCCCGACCCAGACGUCUGGAGCAUCCUGGGCGGCGGCAAGGACGACUUCCUCGUCUACGACAGGUGUGGCCGUCUCACCUUCCACAUCCAGCUGCCCUUCAGCUUCCUGCACUUCCCCUACGUGGAGGCCGCCGUGCUCUUCUCCCACCGGCAUGAUUUCUGCGGCAACUGCUCCUACUACGUCCCGCAGGUGAACGACACAGCCACGCGGGAGUCGGAGCUGGAGAAGUCGCCCAGCGCCCCCACGGAAGAGCCAGAGGGACCCCCGGUCCGGGAGCCUGGCACGCCCCAGUCUCAGGACCCUACAGGCCCCCUCUCCGGGGUCCUCCUCGAGGGCAAGGAGAACAAAACCAUCCCUCAGAAGACCCCCCUCCAGGCUCACCCCCGGAAGCCUUCCCAUUCCCGGGGGGCCCUUGACUAGGCUUGGAAUGAGUCUCCAGAACCCACCAGGCCUCCCCACACCCGCUGUGCCCGGCCCUGGGCCCCACCGCUGCUCCUCAUCCUAGGCUUGGGCUCCUCCCGGGCCCGGCUCCUUCCCACCCGUCCCUCCACCGAGGGUGAGCCUUCCCUCGACCCCUGCUCCCGCCUCACACUCAUGACGUCCGCAGUGUCAACCGGCCCGCCGGGCACCGUGGGCUGAUGCCCGUUGAGGCAGAGGGGCGGAGGGGAGGGCAGAGCUCUGCCCUGCAGGGGCCGUAUCCCCCCAAACCAGAGGGCCCGGGAGCAUGCUGGAAAUGGGAUGGGAGCCGGGGCCCGGUCUGAGGGAGAUGGUCAAUAAAUUUCUCCGCCGUACA